GGUAGGGGGUCGCGUUGCGCGGCGCCAAAACAGACAGAGCAACAUCUCAGAUCCUUUUGCCGCGCGCGAGAGGCAGCCCGCCGCAUAAACGAAGCUCCGGUACCCAUUAAGCGGCAGCCCUUCGCAUCUAUCGAAGGCUCCGGUACCCCUCGCGAAGCCAGCGGCAAAGCCCGAGCUUGCGCACAGCGUGCUCUUUGCCAGCUCCGCCAAAACAUGGGCCUCGCGGACGUCAUCCAGCUCGCGAAUUCGACAGAGGAGUACGGCGACGACACCGAGGAUUAUGGAAUGUGGGCGACGCUGGCGUGUAUAUUAGCUGGUGCGGUCUUCACGUUCCUGUUUCUGGCGGGAGGGCAAGAACGACAGGAGCAGACGCAAUCUGUGAGAGACGCCGAGGACGACGACGCGCGUACGGCAUUGCUCAGAGCGUGUACGCGCGUUUUAAGCUGGGAGGCCGACUCGGACGACGAGCAGGAAAGUCGUGCGUUCGCUACCGCUCUCGACGAUGCCCUGAAACGGGCGCGGUCGGUACAUGACGGCCUCAGCACGAUGCCGACGCCGCCCUCCGUGAAUACCUGGGCCCAGCAGGAGCUCCAGUUGCUCGCUGAAUCGGAUUUAGAGGGCUCGUCGGCGGGUCUGGAGUUGGGUGCUACCGCAUUAGCGCUGGCGACGACGCGGAGGGACCACUGGGAGGCCUGCGAGACGAUCAACGACGAAGGUAGGGCAGCGGCUUUUGUCGUCGCCGCGUCCGAGAAUGUUCAUGCUUCGGUCCUACUGCUCGGGACGCGGUGCCGUCCUAGGAUGCCGUGCGCCGGGGAACGCGGUUUGUUGGUUGUGGCCGCUGGCGCCCUGGCGGACGAGAAUGGGACACAACACAAGCCCGGGAGUUGUCUGGCGUUCCGCCAAUCAGCGACUCGUGUGUUGCGCGCGGACGCGGGGCCGGUCCUGUGCGUGCUGCUGCGCGUGCCGGUGUCCUGCGAGAUGCUGCUGCCGGACGUGUCCUGACCUCUCCCUCUCCGUGUAAAUUCCUUUGCUGCUUGUGA
Molecule: messenger RNA, 1040 nt
Organism: Pelagomonas calceolata
Lineage: Eukaryota; Pelagophyceae; Pelagomonadales; Pelagomonadaceae
Source: the annotation of a GenBank genome assembly